This is a messenger RNA of Nematostella vectensis (starlet sea anemone), 2049 nucleotides long. RefSeq lists its product as uncharacterized. NCBI's taxonomy places the organism in Eukaryota, Metazoa, Cnidaria, Anthozoa, Actiniaria, Edwardsiidae. The record is from RefSeq and is a predicted model, not a curated record. The transcript has 8 exons. Bases 60 to 1772 code for a protein of 570 amino acids.
CCCCAUUCGACGAACAAUUUUUCGACUCAAUUGGUCGUUUAAUUCUUUGCUUGAAAAAAAUGGACGCUUUAAGUUUCAAGACGCUUUUAAAGCGUGCCGUAUUCGUCAUGGUUUUCAUUGUCACCAGCGCCGCCAUCUUCCAAGUUGUUGCUCCUAUCCUGUCUGCUCUGCUGUUUCUCGUCAUCGACUAUGCUGAUGUGGUUUUCACCAUAUGCUACGGGGGGUUUUAUGUGCUUGUCAAUUUGAGGAGAGCACUGUCCAGCAGUGACGACCCUGGGGGAGGGCUUCCCCGAGUAGGGGACAGGUCGGAGAGACGACCGCGGGCACGCAAACCCCGCAGCCAAACAGCAGCAGCAGACAAAUACAACAGAGCGAACCAGGACACAGCAGCAGACAAAUACAACAGAGCGAACCAGGACACAGCAGCAGAUAGGAGCAACAAAACACGAGGGGGAGAGACAGAGGGAAAUGAGACACACACGGUAGAAACAUCUGCAGAUAUAUAUCAGGGAGAUGUCCCAUGCAGCCUGCCCGAGGAGUCUUUGCCCAAGAACUCAUUGGCAAUGGCCGACUUCAUGAGAACACAUAGAGAUGUUGAGGAGAAGACUGCAUUUUGGUGGAAGUAUGGGGCGCGCCCAAAAGACAUCAAGAAGGAAGAACCUGAAGCAGAGGAGGAGCCAAGUGGUAAGAUCCUAACCAUCACCAUGCCCCGCCUGCCGCAAGCCUUAAGGAAGACACCCUCCAAGCUCUCACCCUCGAUAUCCACAACAAGGACAAGUGACGGCCACUUGGUUGAAACACCACAGCUAUCACUGCAUGAACUCUACCCUUACACGCCCCCUGAGCCGCAACGCUUCACCCUCAAACUCCAUGAAGACAUCAUCAAAUUCAAUGCCAUCAUAGAAGCUGCCUUAGAGAGAGACAGAAACGAUAUGCCCACAAGGAAGAGAUCAUCAGCCCAGGCCUUCAUCUACAACACCUCAACACAGGGAUCCCAUGCAGCACUAGAGGGUGCCUCGCGAGAUGAGUCAGUCUCUGACAUGGCAAUAGGCAUGUACCAAGGGCUGCAAGCAGCACUUCUCUCAGAUGCAGCAAGCAGCCACCAAAGCUCUGCCGCCCACCCUGCCUCAACAAAAGUUCCCACCAAGCAGUAUAUGACAUCAUGGCAACCAAUUGCAAAAGGAGUCAGGAUGGAGAAUGGAAAGUUUGAUUGGGAAUUCCCAAGCCCACCAGCAACAAGUUCUGAGAUGGAACGCCAGGCAGUAACUGCUACAGACAACAACAAUAACAGCAAGCAGGUGGAGUGCAUUGCAGAUGGAAGCAAGAGCUUGCAGAAGGCUAUCCGUGCAAGCAUUGAGAUUGAAACUCACUUGGCCGCAAAAAGAUCCUUGGUAACCAUGACUGAGAACAAGAUUCCCGCAGAUGGUUACAUCGUCCAAAUGGACCAGUGCAUCACGAAGGAAGUUGAGCAAUUGGUGGAGGAUAAGCUGACCCAAGCGGACGUAAACGACAUGACAGAAGAUUCCUGCAUUAACCAUGGGUUAUCGCUUCAUUUGUCUUUAUCCAGCCUGGGUCUUGAUGACGUAGACCUAGGCCCACUGUCGGACUCUGAUUAUACCUGCCUGGGUGAUCUACAAUGUGAGCGCGGCAGCACAUGGAACUUGGGGACGCCACGCCGGAGGGCGACUCCAGCAGAGAGGCUGUACCUUGCGGUGGGAAUGAUGGGUGUAGGUGCGGGAGGUUACCUACUGUAUCGAUGGCUCAAGGGCUAAAACACUUUUUUUCGCUAAUUUAAACCUGUGAUACUGUUCUAUUCAUUAGAUGAGAAAAAUGGAGAUUUCUUCAUGGACCUACAUAAGUUUGCAAUGUGCAUAUGCAAACAAAACAGAUACUUUUAUAUGUUAUGCAAACCAUCUACCAGAGCUUGGUGCCACAAUUCUAAUUCACCACAACAUUUAUCCAAUAAAAGUGCUUUGUUCACAUUUAGGUGAACAAUCGAAAACUUAAAAAAAUGUAUUGAUGAAUUAAUGAAAUCCCAUCGAAAACACA